AUGCUUAACUUCUUCUCUUAUGCUGCUGUCGUGCUCGCUGCAGCAUCUGCAUAUACAGCAGAAGGGUUUAUAAGCUCUUCUCCUGUGCACUACUCAUAUCGCUAUCGCAUAUGUGCAAACCCUGAUUUGUGUUUUAGCAGCGGAGUGUCUGUCUCCUCUGCUGCACCACUGUCUCCUCCUGCUCGUUUUCUAAGGGGACAGGAGACAGCAGAUGCAGCAGCAGCAGCAGCAGCAGCAGCAAGAGGCUCUGCUCUUUUUGCAGGGCAAGGAGACACUGAGCUCCUCGAUAAAGUUAGAGCUGUUGUCUCUGAACAACUCGGUGUAGACAUCAAUAAAGUGCAACCUAGCUCGCACUUCGUUAAGGACCUCGAGGCUGACAGCUUAGACAGCGUAGAGUUGGUGAUGUCGCUUGAAGAGAAAUUCGGAGUGUCUAUACCCGAUGAAGAUGCAACAAAAAUUACAACUGUGCAGGAAGCUGUCGAUUAUAUUCAGAAACACAA
This is a messenger RNA of Eimeria acervulina, 500 nucleotides long. RefSeq names its product acyl carrier protein, putative. Gene Ontology annotation, biological process: fatty acid biosynthetic process; lipid A biosynthetic process. The transcript has 3 exons. The record is from RefSeq and is a predicted model, not a curated record. Gene Ontology annotation, cellular component: cytosol. Lineage: Eukaryota; Apicomplexa; Conoidasida; Eucoccidiorida; Eimeriidae. Gene Ontology annotation, molecular function: acyl carrier activity; acyl binding. The annotation marks the transcript as partial.